ACACAUAGAGGGAGAGAGAGAUCCGGCUGACUUCUCUCAGUUCCUUACAAAAUCGCAAAUAUUUACAUUCUUAUCCGGACGCUGAAUCAGUGCCUUUAAAGAAAGCUUUGGAGAGCAGCCACAUAUAUCCCGGAUGGAUGCACGAGCGAUUGCUUUGCUUCACAGCUGAACGUUAAUCCUAUAGGCUAUUUGUGACAAGCGCUGAAAUAUAUUGUGUUUUUGUUCGUAACGGGGUUCUCCGAGAUGCUGCCGUGACGUAUGCGGCUCUCGGCCAAUCACAAUCCUUAGAUAAAACAUAACCGACCAGCAGCACUUGUCAGUGAGGGGAAAAAAACCCACCGCGAAAUGCAGGUCUAUCUUCUUCCAGCAGCGUUGAAAUAAACCAAAAGCGUUUCACAUACAGAUUACUGUGCUCUUUUGAAAGGAAUAUACCAGCAUUUCUACGAACAUUGAACAUUUUGUUUUCAUCUCCCUUCGUGCUUCGUCUUAUUUGAAGUAUGUCUGUGGCGGGGUUUAAGAAGCAGCUGCACAAAGCGAGUCAGUUAUUGAGUGAGAAGAUAAGCGGUACAGAAGGGACAAAACUCGAUGAAGACUUCAUGGAAAUGGAGCGGAAAAUAGAAGUCACCAACAAGUCUCUUUUUGAACUUGUUACUAAAACCACAGAAUACCUUCAGCCAAACCCAGCAUCAAGAGCCAAACUGGGAAUGCUCAACACCGUGUCUAAAAUCAGAGGGCAGGUGAAGACGACGGGUUAUCCUCAGACUGAAGGGCUUUUAGGAGACUGCAUGCUGCGAUAUGGACAGGAACUCGGGGAGGAGUCCACUUUCGGAGCUGCGCUGGUGGACAUUGGUGAAGCCAUGAAGCAGAUGGCUGAUAUUAAAGAUGCUCUCGAUAUCAAUGUGAAACAGAACUUCAUUGACCCACUUCAGACUCUACAAGACAAAGACCUCAAAGAGAUUGUGCAUCAUCUGAAGAAACUGGAGGGUCGACGGCUAGACUUUGACUAUAAGAAGAAACGUCAAGGCAAGAUUCCUGAUGAGGAGAUCAAACAGGCUGUGGAGAAGUUCGAAGAAUCCAAAGAACUUGCUGAGAGGAGCAUGUUCAACUUUUUGGAGAAUGAUGUGGAGCAGGUGAGUCAGUUAUCGGCUCUGAUUGAGGCAGCGCUGGAUUACCAUAGACAGUCCUUGGAGAUCCUGAAAGAGCUCAACAGCAAGCUACAGAACAGGAUAUCUACUGCAAGCACUCGGCCCAAAAAAGAGUUCAAGCCAAAGUCGAUCGUGUCCAGUUUGGAGACUGUUGAAAGCACGCAGCACAAUGGACUUACCCACACCUUAUCAGUCAAAAGCACAGAUAUCCAAGUCAACCACACUGUAAAUGGAAAAAUUGAUGAGUUCACACACACAGCUCCCAUGACUCUAUCAUGGCCUGAAAGCCCCAAUGGUGAUAGCAUACAGAGCGAGUCACACUUGGACCAGCCCUGCUGUCGAUCGCUCUACGACUUUGAGCCGGAGAACGAGGGUGAGCUGGGCUUCAAAGAGGGCGACAUCAUCAUCCUCACCAAUCAGAUCGAUGAGAACUGGUAUGAAGGCAUGAUUAACGGCGAAUCGGGCUUCUUUCCCAUAAACUACGUUGAGGUCCUCGUGCCCCUGCCUCAAUGAGCCCCGGGUCACUCACGCCAAACCAGACUGACUGAACCGUCCACUCACCCAACAUCCUCUGCUGCAUUAUCACCAAUGAAAGCCUUGCGUUUGACCACAGACAAUUUUGAAGCUUUUACAUUUCAGUAUUUAUUUAUGUUAUUAUGCUUUCCAGGCCUCACGGUGCAACAUCUAGAUUUUUAAACAGCAAAAAAUAAUUAAUCAGUGUUUUUUCUUUGGUAAAAUAUCUAAACAUCUUUAAAACUAGAUACAUUUAUUUUUAAACGAAAAAAACUUGUUUUUCCAUUUGUUGUUAAAUUUUUUAAAAUUUUCUUUUUUAGAUUUUCAGGCUUGAAAAUAUUGCUGAUUUUGUAAGCUAUAUAUUCUGAAAACAACAUUAUAUACAAAAUUUAGUUUAGAGAGCAGCAAGUAAAAUUAAUAACUUUAAUUUA
Messenger RNA from Carassius auratus (goldfish), 2089 nucleotides. Its product is annotated as endophilin-A3-like. The coding region runs from base 498 to 1658 and encodes 386 amino acids. Gene Ontology annotation, molecular function: protein binding. Lineage: Eukaryota; Metazoa; Chordata; Actinopteri; Cypriniformes; Cyprinidae. The record is from RefSeq and is a predicted model, not a curated record. Gene Ontology annotation, cellular component: cytoplasm; glutamatergic synapse; presynapse. The transcript is spliced from 11 exons. Gene Ontology annotation, biological process: synaptic vesicle uncoating; endocytosis.